This is a messenger RNA of Tachysurus fulvidraco (yellow catfish), 2623 nucleotides long. Its product is annotated as collagen and calcium-binding EGF domain-containing protein 1-like. Gene Ontology annotation, molecular function: calcium ion binding. The transcript has 11 exons. Bases 619 to 1779 code for a protein of 386 amino acids. Lineage: Eukaryota; Metazoa; Chordata; Actinopteri; Siluriformes; Bagridae. The record is from RefSeq and is a predicted model, not a curated record.
UCCAGUAUUUUCACAUGAGGCAUGAUGUUUUCUGUUACACACUGUGUGUACACUCUUACUACAAAUGUUGUAGCACUUGGAAUAAGCACAUUAACAGAAACCUGUGAUUUACCUUGUAGACAGAACUACAUCAUCUGGUAAACAAUGAAUCGACACCUUCUGACCGACCAGCAUCGAGACUUCAACAGCAUUUAAUAAACUGUAUUGAUCGAAGUGUCGAAAAGUUUGUUUGACUAAAAACAAACAAACAAGAACAAUAACUGAUUGUGUAACGCAGCCACAACACAGAGGUUCACUGAUACUGACACUGAUUUAAAAGCGCUUGAAGCCCGUCCCAGAUCUUCAUUAAGGGGCGCGGAUACUCUAACACUUCAGUGCGCAAAAGUUGCCCGAGAUGCGCGCACACCACGGAGACCUCGUGCCUGUAGCCGUUUUAAUCCGAUCUUUCUCAUCAUCAUCAUCAUCAUCAUCAUCAUCAUCAUCAUCAUCAUCAUCAUCAUCAUCAUCAUCAUCGUGUAAAAGAUGCCUCCUUAAUAGAAGGCUUUGUAUUAUCCUAAAACAGCAAUCAGCACUGGAGUGACGGAAGAGUUUCUGUUGAUUGACAGAUUAAAGGGAAACAUGAGCCGAUUUUAUUAUCGCAUGCUUCUUUUUCUGUUUACUUUCUUCAACACUGUUUUACUUCCGACUUCUGGAAAUUCACGGAAUGAAGCUGACAGCAGCAGAGAAGAAUGUCCUGAAAAUAAGAUUGUGACAGUGGAGUACCUGUGUAUCAGAGCAGGAGGAGAGAGAGGCACAUGCCUCAGGAGGAAGUGCUGUAAAGGUUUCAGGUUCGUCAUGGGUCAGUGUGUACCAGAAAGUGUUGAUGUAUGUGCAGGAUCUCCGUGUGAGCAGCAGUGUAUGGAUAACUUCGGCCGGGUGGUGUGUACGUGCUACAGCGGCUACCGUUUUGACCGGGAAAGACACCGGCAGCACCUCCACCCGUACUGCUUAGAUGUAGAUGAGUGUGAGGAGUCUAAUGGGACACUGUGUGAGCAUGUGUGUGAAAACACACCUGGCAGUUUCCGGUGUCGUUGCAGUGCUGGAUACACACUUGCUGCAGACCAGCACUCCUGCAUACCUGUACACAAACUCUCCCACUCUACAGGGAAGUCUGAUACUCAGAUGAGUGCUGGUUCCUGCUCUCUCACCUGUCAGGACAUCAUGAACAUGAGGAACAGCCUACAGCAGCUCAAACUCCGCCUGGGACACACACACUCCAGUGGACAGGUGAUCACACCUGAUUUAGCUAACAGCAGUGAAAAGCCACUUCCUGGUAGAGUUGGGAAAAAUCACAAUAGCAACAUUAUGUACGGUCCUCCAGGGCUUCCUGGACCUCCGGGCCUGCCAGGACCUACAGGACAGAAAGGUGAACCGGGAUCCAUCGGUCCUCCAGGGCUUCAGGGACCCAGGGGUGAUAUGGGCCUGAUGGGUCCACAGCCUGACCUGGAGCAUGUUAAGAGGGGACGCAGAGGACCUGUGGGACCACCGGGAGCACAUGGAAGAGAUGGACUUAAGGGUGAACAAGGUUCUCCUGGACCCCGAGGACCACCGGGACCUCCCGGAUCUUUCGACUUCCUCCUCCUGAUGAUGGCAGACAUCCGUCAUGACAUCAUCGAGCUGCAAAACAAAGUAUUUGGAAAGAGGACAGACUUCUUACUGGACACGCCCCCAGAGUCAGACACAGAGUUUAAAGACUCGGGUUCAGGACAGGAUGAGACGGAGACGAUACUCGGUACGUGAUGGCACGUGAAAACGUGCAAAGAUGUGGCAGAGCGAUGAAAUGUCAUUCGGACAGAAAGGAGAGACGGCACACCGCUAUAGAGGACAUGAAUCUGGAGCUGGCUGUGUUCAGGACUGAAACUUUUUAAACAAAUCAAGCAGCUGUUUUUCCUUCAGUGUACAGAAAGCUGUGAGAUCCCUGAAUGUCGCCUUUGUUUUGGGUGAUAGAGAGAGAGAGCAAAUAAUAGAGCAGAGAGUCUAAUCUAAGCACUAAUCAUUUACAAAUCAGUCAGAAUGACGUGAAUGGAAAUGUGAUGAUGUGAAUUAUUAAAUCAUUCUCACCGCCUGAACAAUCAUUAUGCUAAUAUUUAAUUACAAUUCUAAUUUUAAAUAAUUCACUUAACUUUUUAUCCAUUUAGAGUUAUGUUUAUUGUUGGAAAAAUCAAUGAAUCAAGUCGAGGCUCUUAUAAAAGCAGCCGUUCCUUCGCCAGCCUCUCUUUUAAUAAGAGAUCAGACUGAAGACUUAGAGCUAAGACUGUUACAAAGCUCGGACACUGGAGACUCCUUCCAAAAAGAGUUCAAUUAAAAUCUCCUUAUAGAAAAUUUCACGAUAUCGACAAUCACACACAUUAUUGUUAUCUGCAUUAAGAGCAUUAUUAUGAAUGUUAUUCGUCUGGCAGAUGGAACUCCGAUCAGAGCUGCUGCUGCAGUGGAAGAGCUGAUACUCUAAACACAACCAUGCCAUGUCACAGCAAUAAGAUUUUCCUCCUGCUUCACUCUUGAAUAAAUAAAUUCAAUAAUGGAACUCUUUGAAGAAUACUGCUGUUCUCUUCAAAAUAAACCAAUAAAUAACUAGAUUUAUGUA